This is a messenger RNA of Phalaenopsis equestris, 2775 nucleotides long. RefSeq names its product potassium channel KOR1-like. The transcript has 11 exons. Gene Ontology annotation, biological process: potassium ion transport; transmembrane transport. Gene Ontology annotation, cellular component: membrane. Gene Ontology annotation, molecular function: protein binding; voltage-gated potassium channel activity. The record is from RefSeq and is a predicted model, not a curated record. The coding region runs from base 194 to 2263 and encodes 689 amino acids. Lineage: Eukaryota; Viridiplantae; Streptophyta; Magnoliopsida; Asparagales; Orchidaceae.
GGCAUACCAGUUGUGGACACACUUCAUAUUAAUAUGGGCCGUGUAUUCCUCAUGCUUCACCCCACUGGAGUUUGGUUUUUUCCGCGGACUCCCUCGCAACCUUUUCUUCCUCGACAUUGCUGGCCAGAUUGCCUUCCUCGCCGACAUCUUCAUUCAGUUCCUUCUCGCUUACCGGGACUCCCGCACCUACCGCAUGAUCUACAGACCUACCUCCAUUGCGCUCCGCUACUUCAAGUCCGGCUUUGUGCUAGACUUCCUCAGCUGCCUCCCUUGGGAUCUCAUCUAUAAGCUCUGUGGGAGGAAGGAAGAGGUGAGGUACCUGUUAUGGAUUCGAUUGUGCCGAGUGAGAAAAGUGACGGGUUUCUUUCAAACGAUGGAGAAGGACAUUCGCAUUAACUAUUUGUUUACGAGGAUAAUGAAGCUCAUUGUUGUGGAGCUGUAUUGCACGCACACUGCUGCUUGCAUAUUCUACUACCUCGCCACAACUUUGCCGCAGUCUAAGGAAGGGUACACGUGGAUUGGGAGUCUGAAGUUGGGCGACUACAGCUACCAAAGCUUUCGGGAAAUAGCUUUCUGGAAACGCUAUUUGACUUCUUUGUAUUUCGCUAUUGUGACCAUGGCCACUGUCGGUUAUGGUGAUAUACAUGCAGUUAAUAUCAGGGAAAUGGUCUUCAUCAUGAUCUAUGUCUCGUUUGACAUGAUUCUUGGGGCUUACUUGGUUGGUAACAUGACUGCACUGAUUGUGAAAGGAUCGAAGACAGAAAGGUUUAGGGACAAAAUGACAGAUCUUAUUAAAUAUAUGAAUAGGAACAGACUUGAAAAGGGCAUCCGUGAUCAAAUUAAAGGUCAUGUUCGAUUACAAUAUGAGAGUAGCUAUACAGAAGCUUCUGUUCUUCAGGAUAUUCCAGUUUCGAUUCGUGCUAAGAUUUCAGAAAGCUUAUACAAGCCAUAUAUUGAAAAGAUUGAACUUUUUAAGGGAUGCUCUUCAGAGUUUAUUCAUCAAAUUGUAAUUAGACUACAAGAAGAGUUUUUUCUUCCAGGGGAAGUGAUCUUGGAGCAGGGCACUGCAGUAGAUCAACUUUAUUUUGUGUGCCAUGGAUUGCUGGAAGGUGUUGGGAUAGGUGAAGAUGGAACAGAAGAGACCUUCUCACGAUUUGGUCUUAAUAGUUCUUUUGGAGAGAUUGCCAUUCUUUGCAAUUUACCUCAGCCUUUUACCGUUCGUGUUUGUGAUCUAUGCAGACUUCUGCAACUCGAUAAGCAAAGUUUUACAAAUAUCCUAGAAAUAUUUUUUGUUGAUGCAAGGACAGUAUUAAGAAACCUUCUUGAGGAUGGUGCAAAUAGAACUUGGAUCAAGCAAUUAGAGUCAGAUAUCACACUGCAUAUUGGAAGGCAGGAGUCAGAGCUUGCUCUCAAAGUAAAUAGUGCUGCUUCUGAUGGAGACUUGCUUCACCUCAAGGGUUUGAUUCGUGCAGGUGCGGACCCGAAGAAGACUGAUUAUGAUGGGCGCUCUCCAUUGCAUAUUGCAGCGUCACGAGGACAUGUGGAUAUAGUUGGGUUUCUUAUUCAAGAGGGUGUUGAUAUUAAUGCUACUGACAAGUAUGGGAGCACACCAUUGUUGGAGGCAAUCAAGGGAAAACAUGAUUCAGUGGUUUCUUUACUCUUUAAUAAAGGAGCAAAACUAGCUCUCGAUGAUGCCGGUAGUCAGCUUUGUGAAGCUGUUUCAAGAGGGGAUUCAGGCUUUCUGAAGAGGGUAUUGUCUUGUGGAGUUGAUCCAAAUUCAAGAGACUAUGACCACCGUACACCACUACACAUUGCUGCUUGCGAGGGAUUAUAUUCAAUGGCCGAGGUGCUUCUAGAAGCUGGGGCAAGUGUUUUUACUGCAGACAGAUGGGGCACAACUCCUCUAGAUGAAGCACGGAAGAGAGGGAGUUCAUCAUUUAUAAAGUUAUUUGAAAAGGCAAAAUCUGAAGAACUGUUAAAAUUUCCUGAUCGAUCUUUGGAUGUUAGAGACAAAAUACAUCGCGGAAGAUGCACAAUAUUCCCUUUCCAUCCAUGGUGUCCGGCGGAUGAAAGAAGAGAAGGCGUGGUGAUGUGGAUUCCUCAGACAAUGAAAGAGCUCAUUAAAUCUGCAGAGCAGGAGUUUAAAUGCUCGGGUUCAUGCAUAUUGUCAGAGGAGGGAGGCAAGAUUUUUGAUGUGGACCUGAUCUUUGAUGGUCAAAGAUUGUAUAUGCCUGCGAAUGCUGACCUUAAAAACAUCAAGUGAUUUGCAGAUGGCUUCUUGUCUAUAUAUUUGGACCUCCCGAGCAUACUGAGUUGAGCUACAUGUGGAUAAUACGAGCACACAAGUACAUUUCCACCGUAUAUCAAGGUACACUGUUGUGUAUUUUGGUACAUCCGCUUGUAGUCCGCUUGUAGCUCUGUUUGCGGUGUCCGAAGAUAAUAAUUUCUCAUGAGAAAAGUAUAAAAAUAGUAUUAUUAAUCUUUGCAUGCAGUUAUCUUAUAGUCUCAAAGUAUAUAAAAGUAACAAUUUAAUCCUCAUACUCUUUUAAUAUGAGCUGAAAUAGUAUUCUUUGUGGAUUAUUUCAGCCCAAUUUAAAUAGUUUGAUGAUUAAUUUGGCACUUUUAUAGACUCUGGACUAAAAUGAUCCUCGCAAAUAGUCAAGCGAUUAUUUUGGAACAUGGAAUGAGAGCCCAUUAUAGUAUUUUAAGUAAUCUUGUUUAUGUAUUUUGUUGUAGAAUUUUAGCCUCUUUUGAAAUUUUAGGAGAAAAUUGUGA